GAGAGAGAGAGAGAGAGGACAGAACAGAAAUUACACUCGAUACUACCCUGCCUGGAAGAACAGUCUUAUAUUUCAUUAGGCUAUAUAUUGCAUGAAUUCUUCAAACUUAUUUACGCAAUAAUUAUGAUGAUGAUGAUGAUGAUGAUGAUGAUUGUGGCUGGUCAGUGAGUCCAGAUGCGCAGUGAUGAGGAAUUAGUCUGAAUUAGUCUCAGAAGUUGUGACGUGACGUUCUGGGAAUAAACAUGGCACAAGGAAAAGUUUAAACGGGAAAAAAUCUGAGGUUUUGUGUCCGUAUGGACGGGAAAGCACCAUCGGAUCUUUACCCAAGGAUGCCGUGCUGGACUCCGUGAUCCCCUCAGAAAUAAAGAUCCAUAACUAUCUUUCUUUCUUUCUUUCUUUCUUUAUUUCAAUCAGUGUCAUUUUUCACUGGAUGCCAAGUGGAGCUACAGGAAUCUGGAUGUGAAGUAGUUCAAUAAAAGGGCGAUUAGAGAUGGAAAUGUCUCAUUUCUUUUAAACAACCGGAAUCACCGCACCUUCAUUCGGAUUUAUCAUGAUUUUAUUAAAUAUUCUGGCACUCCUGAUUGUAGCGGAUGAGGUGGUUGCUUUGGAGAAUGGUGAAUGGACAGCCCCCAUGGACUGUUUACGGGCGAGCGAGAUGUGUAACCAGAACGCUCAGUGCAGCUCACGUUUCCGUAUCAUGCGCCAGUGCCUGGUGGGCCGAGACCGCAGUGCCAUGCUGGAGAAUAAGGAGUGCCAGGCGGCGCUGGAGGUCCUGCAGGACAGCCCACUGCACCACUGCCACUGCAAGAGGGGCAUGAAGAAGGAGCUGCAGUGCCUGCAGAGCUACUGGACCAUCCACAUGAGCCUCAACGAAGGAGAAGAACUUUACGAGACGUCCCCCUACGAGCCAAUGCAUUUCUCAGAUGAAUUCCGACUCGCUUCUAUUAUUUCAGCCAUGGACUCGGCCUCGUCUAAGGGUACCGUGUGUCCCGAGUCUAUGAAUUCGUGUAAUCCAUGUCUGGAUGCUACAAAGGCGUGUAACCUGAAUGCGGUGUGUAAGCGUCAGCGCUCGGCCUACGUCACCGCGUGUAGCCGCUCUGUACCCAUCACACUCUCCGAGCCGUGCAGCCGUAAACGCUGCCACCGGGCACUGCGCCAGUUCUUUGAGCGCGUGCAGAACGAUCUGAGCUACCCACUGCUCUUCUGCUCGUGCAGGGACAAAGCGUGUGCUGAGCGACGACGCCAGACCAUCGUACCCACCUGCUCUUUUGAGGAAAAGGCAAAACCGAACUGCCUCGAGCUCCGGAGGAUCUGUCGAUCAGAUGCACUCUGCAGAUCCAGAUUGGCAGACUUCCACAUGAACUGCCAGACGACUCCGCACUCGAUAACGAGCUGUCCUAAUGACAACUACCAUGGCUGUCUCGUGUCCUACGUGGGGCUUAUAGGAUCAGAUGUGACCCCAAACUAUGUGGAUGCCAACCACGCCAACAUCACCAUAUCGCCAUGGUGCAGUUGCCGUGGCAGCGGUAACCAGGAGACAGAGUGUGAAGCUUUUCUGCGUGACUUCAGAGAGAACGCAUGUCUACGAAACGCAAUCCAGGCGUUUGGUUACGGAGCGGACGCUGGUUUCCUUCCGUUCACCGAAUCUCAUUCCAUCGUCCCAUCUGAAAAACCCAACCUUCACCCUGCCAUUAUAACUAAACCCGACAUCAUCAACAACGACAUCAAACAGGUCGAGAGUGCGUGCGUUUUCUCCACGUGCGCUAAUCUUAAGGACGGUGCAGAGAAGUGUUCUCCCUCCAGCAGUUUUGAAUGUGCAGAUGAGAACGUUCUGGACUCCAACAUGGACGGCUCCAUCGACUCCCACCAAUCCGAGAACGACAGACACUCAUCCGCGUAUCUGUCCAGCAUCUCCACGGCAACCAUCGUCCUGUCCAUCGUACUUGUCAUUCAGGUCAUGUAAAUAAAUCUCCGAGUCCACAAGGGCCAAAACAAUCAGCUGGACACCUCCAGUCCAAACACUGACAUUGAUCUCUGUCAUUCUCUCUAUCUCUAUCUCUUUCUCGCUCUUUCUCUUUCUGUGUGUCUCACAAGCCAUUUUUAACAAUUUUCGUCAAAAUGAAGAGAAGCAGCGACUGCAGAAUUGUAGUCCUACAGCACGGGAAGCAUCUCCGUGACUAUUAGCUUAGCAUCAUGGGCUAAUCAGGGGGAGUUUUGAGAAAAUUGGGAUUGAACAGCCAAAGGAAGUAAGAAUGCAAAAAAGCUUUUGUGAUGUACAGGUAUAUAAUCACAGGAGACCUUUCAUGGAUAAUUGAAACAGCAUGUGGCUGUCAGAUACAGACGCAUUUUCCAUAAUAAUGAGCUUCUUCUUUAUAAUUACAUCCAGCUGAGCAGCAAGUUCUGUAAAAUAAAUCUCCACACAGCUGUCUGAUAUGGCAGGACACAUGGUUCAUAUGUAAAACGCUUUUAAUUUACAGAUAAAGUCAGGUCCAACAGCAUGAGUUAGCAGAAAUGACUCUUUUUUUUUUUAUCGAAUCAGUUGUCAAACACUAAGGCUAGUGGAUGACUAGAAAUAUGGAUGCUUCACCCCAGACCAUCUCUGAUUGGCUGACACUUGGUCAUGUCAAAGUAUGUUACACUAAAAAUGGAAAUAAUAUGGAUAAUGGUGAUCAAUUUUCACACAAUGCCACGCCUCAGUUGGCAUGGCAUCUUCAGCACUGAGUUAUAAAUAAGGAAUAAAACAUGAUAGGGUGGCCGCUUUACGUCAGGCUGCAUCACACUCCUCUGUCAUUGAUUAUUUAUCCAUAACCGCAUGACCUGCAAUGCUUUCUUCCUCUCAUUCCACAGCCAUUUGUGCCUACAUUUAUGGUUCAUUUGUUACUAAUUAAAGAGCAACCCAUCAUGUUGUUAUCCUUUUACAGUUACAUUUAAUAUUAACUCCUGAUAUCCUUUAUGCUAUAACAAGUCUGGGAAGACGUUCCUUCAGAGAAUCUCCAGCGCUGAUUCUGGAGACUCCUCCGAAACAUGCGAAAUAAACAUCAAUUUAAAUCUGUCCCUGUGUAAAUGUCACUACAGUAUUGAGAAUUCAGCAGCACUGUGGUCUCGUAAUUAUUAAUGGCAAGUACAUUUUUGUUGAUCUUACUCAGUUAAGCUGUUAUUCAAGAACAGACAUGAACUGAGACAAAUACACUAUACGGCAUAAAGUAUGUGGACACCUGACCAUCACACCAUUAUGUGGUUCUUCCCCAAUCUGUUGCCACAAAGUCUAAGCACAUAAUUGUAUAGAAUGUCUUUGUAUGCUGUAGAUUUACAGUUUCCUUUCACUGGAACUAAGAGGCCCAAACCUGUUCCAGCAUGACAAUGCCCCUGUACGCAAAGCAAGGUUCAUGAAGAUAUGGUUUGCCAAGGCUGGAAUAGAAGAGCUCAAGGGUCCUGCACAGCGCCCUGACUUCAACCCCACUGAACACCUUUGGGAUGAACUGGAACGCUUACUGUACCCCAUUCCUCCUCAUCCACAUCACUGCCUGAUCUCACUAAUGCUCUUGUGGCUAAAUUAUCACAAAUCCCCACAGCAACGCUCCAAAAUCUAGUGCAAAGCCUUCCCAGAAGACUGGAGGUUAUUAUAAGAGCGAACUCUGGAAUGGGAUUUUCAAAAAGCAUAUGUGAGUGUUAUGGUCAGGUGUCCACAAAUGUUUAGACGUAUAGUGUAUGAGCUUGAAAUCUGUCUAAAUAUGUUGUCAAAUUUCAGCAUGUACCAUACAGUGUAUUAAGUUCAGACAGAGUCCAUAUAAAUUUUUUUCUUAACCAGUAGCCCACAGUUUUUCCACCCCUUGAAGUGUUUUGUGUUCUCAUCCCUGCUGCUUUCCUUUAAUAAGGCUGUGCUGAAUUUAUAUCCGAUUUUAAUCAUGAUCACAGAUUUCGGCUUCCUUAAUUACCUAAUCAGUACAACAUUAGAGAGUUUGGCUAAAUAGGAUAAUGUUAGAUCAUUUUGUAUAAUGAUGCUGGGGUGAUAAAUGAUGAGCUCCCUAUUCACGUGUUUAACUGUUUAUUUGUUAGUGCACUUACUGUAUUCAUUUAUUUAAGUCUAGCUGUGCUUAUAAUUACCCUGUAAUAUGAUAUGACUUGAGUAAGGCCCAGUUUUAUUUUGAUUGAAUAUUUAUAGUACAACCCCAAUUCCAAAAAAGUUGGGACACUGUGUAAAAUGUACACAAAUGAAAUGUAAAUAAACCCAUAUGUUAUUCACAUUAGAAUAUAAAAAAAU
Messenger RNA from Ictalurus punctatus (channel catfish), 4261 nucleotides. RefSeq names its product GDNF family receptor alpha 2b (gene gfra2b). Bases 551 to 1963 code for a protein of 470 amino acids. Gene Ontology annotation, molecular function: signaling receptor activity. Lineage: Eukaryota; Metazoa; Chordata; Actinopteri; Siluriformes; Ictaluridae. Gene Ontology annotation, biological process: nervous system development. Gene Ontology annotation, cellular component: external side of plasma membrane; signaling receptor complex. The record is from RefSeq and is a predicted model, not a curated record. The transcript is spliced from 9 exons.